Prunus avium (sweet cherry) is the source of this 618-nucleotide messenger RNA. NCBI's taxonomy places the organism in Eukaryota, Viridiplantae, Streptophyta, Magnoliopsida, Rosales, Rosaceae. The record is from RefSeq and is a predicted model, not a curated record.
AUGAGUGGUGUCUAUAAGAUAGUUUGGUUGCGAGGUUGUUAUGGACUGGAACCGGAGGCAUUUGUUUUGACUGUUGGCUCUGGGACUUGGAGAAGCACUGGGAAAUGUAGGUACCGUUUCAUGUACAAACAUGGGAUUUGUCUUAGUGGGUUUCUUCAUUGGAUUAAUUAUUCAAGGACUAUGAUAUGUACCUUUGAUCUUGAAAGUGAGGAUUUCCAAGAGUUACCCCUACCCCCUGGUUGGGAUUUGGAAAGCCUUAAGAAAUCUGGAUUGGACUUUAGGGUUUUGAGAGGUUGCCUCUCGGUAACUGUACGCUCGAUGGAGAGGAUGAGUAUUUGGGUGAUGAAGGAGUAUGGGGUUAAGGAGUCUUGGAGCCUAGAGUUUAGUAUUGUAGACAUCGUAUACACCUCUUACGUGUUGAAGUUUGGGGAUGGGCAGCUCUUAUUGCUUCAUGGUGGGAAAUUGCUGGCUUAUGCUUGUGGUUCCAAGGGUUUUGUGGAUGUUGAGUUUGAUGCGAUACGACACUUGAGAGAUGAAUGUGUCCACAUUCCAAGCUUUGCUUCGCCUAAAAUCAUAUUAUCAGGGGUUAGACCUGGAGCUCCAGAUCGAGAGUAUUAA